Alternaria ventricosa is the source of this 816-nucleotide messenger RNA. RefSeq lists its product as uncharacterized. The coding region runs from base 1 to 816 and encodes 271 amino acids. The transcript has 2 exons. The record is from RefSeq and is a predicted model, not a curated record. NCBI's taxonomy places the organism in Eukaryota, Fungi, Ascomycota, Dothideomycetes, Pleosporales, Pleosporaceae.
AUGCCUCACGUCAGCGAUGGUCAAGUGGUGAUUGGCAAUUACGACAUUGGCGACGUUGAAGCAGCUAGCGACGACGAAGGAUCUGGCAACGAGGAUGAUGCCGGCAGUGCUGAUGACUCCAGCGACACCGAGAGUUCUAGCGACGAAGACGAAGAUGCCACCAAUAAUGAAUAUGACAUCGAGGGUGAAGAAGCCAACAGCGAUCAAGAUUCUGACAGCGAGGAGGAUGCUAGCGACGUUGAAGAUGCCAUCGACGACGAAGUCGACUACAAUGAAGAUGAAGACAUGGAAAAGCCAACCAACAUUUUCAACCCAAGUGGCUCCCGCGUAAACUACACCGACAUGGGCCAGUCCUACGCGUCAGGACUAUCCAACGAAUACAGCCCACCCGCUAGCGACUCCGGAAGAAGAGACCUUGACGAAUGGACAGAGCGUCUUGAAGAAAACGGCUUUGAGACAUCCGACGACCUGCCCGACGAAGAAUACCUCAGCGGGGCUCGCGAAGCGUCUGUUGCAUACUGGCAUGCCAAUGGCGGUGGGCAUGUCGUUGCGAUGGAUGGUGGUUACAAUGAUGCGACGUAUACAUACUCUGAUCAUCAGGGUCGUGUCGAUGAGGAUGUCACGGAGGAAGUGAAUAAAGCAAGGCGCGAGGACCGCAUUGCAGGCUACAUCACGAGGCCGGACUCUGACGAUCGCGAGAGGGAACAGCAGCAGGAGGAUGACUAUGAGGAUGACGAGGAAGAAGCGGGAGGAGAUGAGGACUAUGGUGAUGAUGGAGAUUAUGAAAUGGACAAUGGGUGGAACAAAUACCGGUGA